CAGUACUUUUACCCGAUGCCCAUCGCUUGGCCACGCCCAUACGGCCUCCGUCGCCCCACCAAGUAUAUAAGUCUCUCACACAGGACCAGCAGCACCACAAGACCAAGCAUCACCACAAUGAUAGCUAAGACCGCCGUCGUGCUGGCCCUGGUGGCCGUGGCUGUAGCUGCCCCCACCCAGCCCUCCUACGGCUACACCCCAGCACCAGCCUACGAGGAGCCAGCCAAGUACGACUUCAACUACGCUGUGAAGGACGACUACUCUGGCAACGACUUCGGUCACCAGGAGUCCCGUGACGGCUACAACACCCAGGGCUCCUACUACGUGCUGCUUCCCGACGGUCGUCUUCAGAAGGUGGCUUACACUGUCAACGGCGACUCCGGCUACGUGGCCGAGGUGACCUACGAGGGUGAGGCUCAGUACCCUGCAGCCCAGCCCUCCUACACCCCAGCUCCUGCCUACGGCUAAAUGAAGAAUCUAAUGCUAUUUAUGAUUUUAUUUAUUAAAUUGUCAAUUAUAAAAA
Molecule: messenger RNA, 523 nt
Organism: Homarus americanus (American lobster)
Lineage: Eukaryota; Metazoa; Arthropoda; Malacostraca; Decapoda; Nephropidae
Product: cuticle protein 19.8-like
Exons: 3
Coding region: 16-468 (150 amino acids)
Cellular component (GO): extracellular matrix
Source: RefSeq, a predicted model, not a curated record